This is a messenger RNA of Gallus gallus (chicken), 1908 nucleotides long. RefSeq names its product family with sequence similarity 72 member A (gene RUMY1). The coding region runs from base 68 to 517 and encodes 149 amino acids. Lineage: Eukaryota; Metazoa; Chordata; Aves; Galliformes; Phasianidae. The record is from RefSeq and is a predicted model, not a curated record. Gene Ontology annotation, cellular component: cytosol. The transcript has 4 exons.
GACAGGAAGAAGCGUGGCCGUUGGUAGCCCGGACAGGAGCGGCGGGGCCCAGCGGCGGCCGCCCGCGAUGUCGGGCAACGGCUGUACUUUCGCAGACCGGAGCGUGACCGUGCUGUGCUGCCGCUUCUGCCAACAGGUGCUGAGCUCGCGGGGGAUGAAGGCCGUGCUGCUGGCCGACACCGACACCGACCUCUACUCCACCGACAUCCCGCCCUCGGGCACCAUUGACUUCAUUGGCAGCUGCUAUUUCACUGAGAUCUGCAAGUGCAAACUGAAGAACAUCGCGUGUUUGAAGUGUGGUAACAUUGUCGGUUAUCAUGUGAUUUCUCCCUGCAAACCUUGCCUGCUAUCCUGUAAUAAUGGUCACUUCUGGAUGUUCUAUAGCCAAGCAGUCUUUGGCAUCAACAGACUAGACUCUUCUGGUGUGAAUGUAUUGCUCUGGGGCAACUUGCCAGAUUUGGAGGAAAACACAGAUGAAGACAUGUCAUGCAUCUCUGAGGAGGAGUAUAUCAGAUAACAUUUAUCUAAGAUACACCACAGUAUUUCCCCUAGAUACAUUGCACUGCUGUUUGUUUUGGAUUCUUCUUCCUGCUGGCCCAUCAGAGCUUCAACAAUAGAGGAAGCUAGGAAAUCUGGAGAGCAGCCCUAAAAAAGGAAGUUGUCAUCUUUUACUGUAGCCUGCCUUAAACUCUUACAUCUGCCUGGUGUGUACACGUUAUUCUGACCAGAGACAUGGCUUGAUGGGAUCUGCAUCUCUAAUACCUGGACAUGCAGACAGCAGGUGCAUUUACACUGAGGUCGUGGUCUGUUUUCCUUUUACCCUUAAAUCUCCACAAUUAACAUGCGUCCUUGACAGUAUUUUUCUUCUUUUCUAAAACAGUAUUAACAGAGAGGUCUUUCAGUUGCUGGAAAUACAGCUUAAAAGUCUUGAAAAAUAGUUGGUUUGGUUGAUGGAUAAUGGUCUGAAAGAGCUUUGCUUCUGUAGCCACAUAGACCACCCUCUGCCCAAAGCUUCUGAGCAUUCAAGAGCAGCCAAACAAAUGUCUUCAAGUGUUGUAGCUUUGGCUCUAUGAUCUCUCUCUUGCUUUUAGCAGCUUGUUCUCUAGACAUCUGAGGCAUGUAAGAAAGCUCCUGAGCAAUGACUGGAGAGCUGUCUUACUGAGUUUGCUUGUCUUCAUCUUUCAGUUCUUUUAGGAUCGUGUUUCUGCAGGAAUCAAGUUCAGAGCUCUCAGUUUCCUUCCCCCAUACACAUGCCAAUUAAACCUAAAUACUGAAAUUUGUUAUUGUCUAAUGUAACUUCGGGACUACAGCAGAGCUUUGGUUAAGAUCAACAUUGAAAUCCAUCCAAUUCUGUGUUGUUCUUUCUUGGUUUUGUUUUAGGCAUUUCUCUAUAAACAGAAUUCAGUCUGUUUCAAGAUAGGGGAAGAAAAUAAAUCAAGUUAAAUAUUCAAGGUUUGUGCCUAGCUUUAUCCCAAAGUGUACAGACACAUUCAUUCCUCUAAGAAGUAAUGGAUUUAAAGUUCAUUAUGUGAGUUGUUAGCCACAGUAUUUUAUUUGUUAACUAACCAUUGUCCCCUUCAGCUAAUUACCUGAAGGAUUAUCUUUGGAAAAUUCAAGUUACAGUCAUGUAAGAGACCUGACUACAUUUUUAAACUCUGAUUGAUGCUGAAUCAUUAAAUCAUUCCAUAACCUCUCACGAUGCUUUGAAGAGGUACAAUGAAGGCAGAUCUGACUUGUCUCACAUCUUGCAUUAUGCGUAUUCCUUAAUUAAUGGUGCUACCUCUUCUGUGUUGUAUAAAUGUAUAUUGAUGUGUAUAUAUUUGUGUGCCUAUGUAUAUCUGUAUGCCUCGUUUGGACUUCCCGUGCUGUGUUUGCUCAUGAAAUAAAAUGCUUGGAUUGUGUACUCUA